UAAAGUUCCAUUAGUGGUUCCACUUCUGUCCUGAUGAACCCCGGCAUCAUUAUUCGAAUCGUUAACAGUAACCGCUGGAGAUUUACACUGAAUCUGGCUGGUUCUCUCUUCUGUUUCCUCUUGGUCCAUCAGGUUGAAAGCUGGCAGUCUCGCCAUUGCUGAUGUUGAGGAUCUCACCUUGGCUCUCAGUACAAACCGCUCACUGACGGAGCUGGAGCUGGACCUGGCUUGAUAAUGACCUGGGAGACUCGGGAGUGAAACUGGUGUCUGAGGCUCUGAGGAACCCGGAGUGUAAAAUACACAAACUGGGUCUAUGGUGUGUCGGUCUCACAGCUGCUGGUGUUGUGGAUCUCGCCUCCGCUCUCAGUACAAACGGCUCACUGAUGGAGCUGGACCUGGGUGGUAAUAAACUGGGAGACUCGGGAGUGAAACUGGUGUCUGAGGCUCUGAGGAACCCGGAGUGUAAAAUAGACAAACUGGGUCUACGGUGUGUCGGUCUCACAGCUGCUGGUGUUGUGGAUCUCACCUCCGCUCUCAGUACAAACCGCUCACUGACGGAGCUGGACCUGGCUUGGAAUAAAUUGGGGAACUCGGGAGUGAAGCUGGUGUCUGAGGCUCUGAGGAACCCGGAUUGUAAAAUACACAAACUGGGGCUGUGGGCUGUCGACCUCACAGAUUCUGGCACCAAGGAUCUCGUCUCCGCUCUCAGUACAAACCGCUCACUGACGGGAGCUGGACCUGCGAUCAAACUCCCUCACAGACCGAUCUGUCCCCGCUCUGCGCCGUCUCACACAGACCCUCCCGUGUCUGGAGUGGCUCAGGCUGGAGGCGAAUGGGUUCAGUUCAGAUGGAAGGAAUCAGCUGAAGUUGCUGGCUCGAAGCAGAGCCGGACUGGGAGUGGACCUGUGAACAUCCCAACGUGUGAACAGCACCGCCCCGGGACUGGAACACUUCUGUCCGAUUUCCCGCCCUCCCCUUUAAACCCGAACGUCACAGCUGGAACCGAGCGAGUGUGCCCUCCCGUUGUGGUGUCAGACGCCCAGUCCCGGGACAUGUGACUCGGCCGCCCGGUCGCAGGGUGCUGCUUCCAUCAGAUGUCCAGGGCUGGAUGUUCCCCAGUGCACAGGCAGGAAGGGCCCAGGGUGGGCUCAGUCUGGGCCACAGGGGGACACCGACAGUCCCACUCAGUGUCCCUGGGGCCGGGCUGGUGCAGGGAGGGGACAUCUGGGGGUGGAGUAGCAGUGAAGCGGGAGCGGGAUUUUCACUGCACCCCGUUCAGUAGCCGGUGAUAGAAGGAGCGGCUCAUCGACUGGCCCAAUAAAUGUGCAGCAAUCUGGGACUCUGCCCGGUGUUAUCAUUUCAUAAUCAGCAGUGUCCCAAAUGAUGACUGACAGCGAUACACAGGGCUGGUCACACAGUGUAUCACCUGGAUCAGUUGUGUUACCCAACUGUCUGCAGGGAUUGGGUCUCACACAAUAUUACCCAGGGUUUCAUUUCACUAUUUAUUGCUCCGAGUCUGUCACCAUGAUGUGACUGAGCUCAGUGAACCGUUGUUAUUUCAGCACUUGUGCCUGGGAGCUGAUGGUUUGGGAUGAAAUCGUUAUCUCCGUCACUGUGGGGCCCGACCCUGCCCGAUGCAGCUGAACGAUACUCACCCUUCGAAAGACAACUGCUAGCCUGCUGUGGGGCGUUAGUGGAGACAGAAGCCUCCACAGAGGGGAGCCGGGUCACCUUGAGACCCGACCUCCCCACUGUGACAUGGGUGCUCUCAGAGAGCUCAGAAAGGUGGGAGGCAGCAUAAAGGAAAUUACAGACCUAUUAGUCUGACGUCGGUGGUGGGAAAGUUAUUGGAAUUGAUCCUCAAGGAUGAGGUUAUGGAAUCCCUCGAGGUGCAAGGCAAGAUAGGUCCAAGCCUGCAUGGUUUCAUGAAGGGAAGAUCCUGCCUGACCAACCUAUUGGAGUUUUUUGAAGAUAAGGGAGAGGCGGUAGAUGUUGUGUAUUUAGACUUUCAAAAGGCCUUCGACAAGGUGCAGCAUAAGAGACUGAUUAAUAAGAUGAGAGGUCAUGGAAUUACAGGUAGCAUAACAGAAUAGGUGGAGCAUUGGCUGGUUGGCAGGAAGCAAAGAGUGGGAAUAAAAGGAUCCUGUUCUGGUCGGCUACCGGUUACUAGUGGUGUUCCGCAGGGGUCGGUGUUGGGGCUGCUCCUUUUUACCUUGUACGUUAACGAUUUGGAUGAUGGAGUAAAGGUUUUGUGGCUAAGUUUGUGGAUGACACCAAGAUAGGCGGAGGAGUAGAGAAUAUUGAGGAGACGGGAAGGUUGCAGAGAGACCUAGAUAGUUUAGGAGAAUGGGCAAGGAAAUUGCAGCUGAGGUUCAAUGUUGAGAAAUGCCCGGUUGUACACUUUGGAAACAGAAAUAAACGGGCAGGUUAUUAUCUAGAACGAGAGAAAAUUGAAAGUACAGAAGUACAAAGGGACUCGGGGGCACUCGAGCAGGAUACCCUAAAGGUUAACCACCAGGUCGGGUCGGCGGUAAGGAAAGCCAAUGCUAUGUUGGCCUUCGUUUCGAGAGGUAUCGUGUAUAAAAGUCGGGAGGUGUUGGUGAGGCUCUACGGGGCACUGGUGAGGCCUCAUUUGGAUACUGUGCACAGCUUUGGGCCCCACAUCUUCGGAAGGAUGUGCUGACGUUGGAGAGGGUUCAGAGGAGAUUUACGAGGAUGAUUCCCGGAAUGAAAGGGCUUACGUAUGAUGAGCGUUUGUCGGCUCUUGGACUGUCCUCACUGGAGUACAGAAGAAUGAGAGGGGACCUCAUAGCGACAUUUAAAAUGUUGAAAGGACUGGCCAGAGUAGAUGUGGCCGAGCUGUUUCCCUUGGUGGGUGAGUCCAGGACCAGAGGGCACAAUCUUAGAAUUAGAGGGUACAGGUUUAAAGCGGAGAUGAGGAGAAAUUUCUUUAGCCGGAGGGUGGUGAAUUUGUGGAACUCCUUGCCACGUACAGCAGUGGAGGCCAGAUCAUUGGAGGCGUUUAAGGAAGAGAUAGAUAUCGAAUUAGUCGGGGUAUCAAGGGAUAUGGAGAUAAGGCCGGAAAUUGGGGGCUAGAAUAGUUUUUUUUGCUCCCCCCCCCCAAUUUCUCAUUUCUUUUUCCCCUUUUCUUUGGAGCAGACUCGAUGGGCCGAAUGGCCUACAUCUACUCCCUUGUCUUGUGAUCCAGCAGGGUGGGGAGGGCACAGCCAGCCUCAAUCGUGAAGUGGUACAUGGCAGAACGAGCAAGUAAGGGUCCAGUGGGACGGUGAAUUAAACGCACAUAGAGCCCACGCACGUGUGAAUGAGUGCACAGAGACCCUCGACCCUCCCAUCCCAGUGCCUGUUACAUGGGGCGUGUAACACUCACCAACUUUUACCGAUGCACCACAGAGAGCAUCCAAUCCGGAUGCAUCCCGGCUCGGGACGGCAACCGCUCUGCCCGGGACCGCAAGAAACCGCAGAGAGUCGUGGACACGGCCCAGCGCGUCACGGACACCGGCCUCCCCUCCGCGGACUCUGUCUUUACCUCUCGGUGAAGCAGCCGGCAUCAUCAAAGACCCCACCCACCCGGGACAUUCUCUCUUCUCUCCUCUCCCAUCGGGUAGAAGAUACAGGAGCCUGAGGGCACGUCCCACCAGGCUCAAGGACGGCUUCUACCCCACGGUGAUGAGACUAUUGAACGGUUCCCUUAUACGAUGAGAUGGACUCUGACCUCACGAUCUACCUUGUGGUCACCUUGCACCUUAUUGCACUGCACUUUCUCCGUAGAUGUGACACUUUACUCUGUACUGUUAUUGUUUUUACCUGUACUACCUCAAUGCACCCUGUACCUGCUCGUGUGGUCCGCUUGGCGUGAUGAGUUGCCGAGCUGUGGGGCCUCAAGCCCACAAGGAAAAGGUUGUGACUAACUGUGAAGGAUGCAUUAACCUGUCUGGCUGCACACAGCAGCCUGGGCUUGACCAACGGCAGCAUGAGCUGGUGAAGCAUACCCAAAUAUGGGUAUGCCUGUGCAGUAGAUGGACACCUGCCGGAGAACAACGUAUUUAAGUUUGUUAGCACCCUGUAUUCUUUGAGUCGGGCCACGUGCAGGGAAGAGCAGCACUGACUGUUUGUUCCUCUGUGUACCCCCCACUCCCGCUAGCAUUAAACUAAUAAAGCAUUAACUGUACGCUCCUUGGUUCUGCUGUGGUCUGAUAUGUCACAGUGCGGGUCAACUUUCAUGUUGGCGUAGUCGGCAGGAUCUCGCUGGAAUACCUGGACACCUCCGGACUGAGUAAGUGGCAGGCGGCACUCGGAAGGUCAACGGGAGAAAUAAAGGCGCCUUCAGACCCCUUGUGACUGACUCCUACGU
This is a messenger RNA of Pristis pectinata (smalltooth sawfish), 4372 nucleotides long. Its product is annotated as ribonuclease inhibitor-like. NCBI's taxonomy places the organism in Eukaryota, Metazoa, Chordata, Chondrichthyes, Rhinopristiformes, Pristidae. Gene Ontology annotation, molecular function: protein binding. Gene Ontology annotation, cellular component: cytoplasm. Bases 384 to 1058 code for a protein of 224 amino acids. The transcript is spliced from 5 exons. The record is from RefSeq and is a predicted model, not a curated record.